GCCCUUGCGGGGCGUGUGGCGGGAUUGCGGCCGGCCCCAUCCAUGGCUUGUGCCGCCUGGGCCGGGCGGGGUUGGGGCAGUGCUGUGGGCCAGCGCUCUCCGCCCCAGCACGUGGCCACUGGAGCCUGGAUGGCCACAGCAGGGGCUCAGCACCGUGGCCACCUGCUGCUGGCACGCGUCUCGUCUCAUCUCCACCCGGUGCGGCGACACUGACUCCAGCCUCAGGCACCCUCGUGCCUGGGGCUGAUCCAGUGGGGUCGCAGGGGUCCCGUCCAUGCUGUGGGUGGGUGCUGGGGAGAUGCAGGAGCCUGGCAGCUGUGGGGAGAAGAGCAGGAGCCCAAGGGCAUUGCACUCGGGCUCUGAAACAAAAGGCCACUUUAGGAAGUAAGCUGGUGCCAGCACCGCAGCCCCAACCCUCCCCGCGCCCGGGACGAGGCCCCUUGGUGUGAGGGGUGGUGGCAGCUGCCUGCCAGGCCCCCGCCCGGCUUCUGCGCUGUCGCGUUUCCUCAUUCCUUGUUUCACGCACAAAUAAACUGUGACUACUUUGGUGCAGGCAACGUGAGGUCUGUGGCACGGAGGUAUUCCCGGUGCAGUUUGAGGCCAGCUACACUGAGCAUGCAACCCGGGGACCCCACUGAGCUGGUGCACAGCACCCACAGCCUGGUUCCCCUCGACUGGCCUCCUCCCUCUGCACCAGAUCCCUCCGCUCCACCCACCCGAGCCGCCGCGUGGGGAGCUGGCUCGGGCCAGGCAGCUGCUGGAUGGAGCAUGAGUCUGAACCGGGAGCAUGGGGCCCAAGCCAAGAGCUCCCUCCCUGGCAGAGCUGGGACCCCGUCUGCCCGAAGGGGUGCCCAGGACGGGGGGCAGCCGGCUGCCAGGGAGCGAGACGGGAGGUGGCUUGUGCCCAAGCUGCAGCGCAGCAAGGGCAGCUGGGCAGGGAUCCGUGGUCAGGGGCUCCCUCGGAGCUGCCCCGGCUGGAAGAGGCGAGGCGUGGUGCUGGCAAGAGCAGCUUUGACUCCCAGCCCCAGAGCCCGAACGGGCCCCUGAGACGCACCCCUGUGCCCACCCUGCUGGCCGAGCCCCGGGAGCCGGGCUCUGCCCUGAGCCAGGCAGCGGGAAGGAGGGCGCGGGCACAUCACCCUGGCCGUGGGGUGGUGCAGCGCUGGCGUCCACAGCAGAGGUGGUGCGGGGCAGGGGCUGGUGCCUGGGGGAGGCACCAGGGCGGGGGCCGUGCCAUUGGAGCCGGUCGUUCUGUGCUGCGGGAUUUGGGAGCAGAGCGUGGUGGCUGGGCCGUCGGGUGCUGGCGAGAGCGAGGGACGGGGCAGGCGGGGGCGCAGUGUGGCCAGGGCACGUUCUCCUGCCUGGCAGAGGCAUCGCCACGGCCUCAGUGCAGAGGGUGCCGGCUCCCGCUUGGUGCAGCCAGCAGGUCGGGACUGGGCCUCUUUGCCCCGGAAGUCGGAAGGGAGGUUGUGCAGCAGAGGCGUCCGGUCUGUGGCAGCCCCAGGCCCUGCUCCAAGUCGGGCGCGCAGGAUGAGGAGCUGGAAGCGCUGGGCACCUCAGGGCAGCUUGGUGAAUGUGCGCGCGCGGGUGGAGGGUGGGCGCAGGUGCGCCUGGCGGCUGGACGCAAGCAGAUCCUGACGCCAUCCAGCCAUUGCACUGGGUUGGUGCAGCGCGUCUGCAAUGGGCCAGCCUCUUGGGGCUGCUCCCAGGCACGCGCGGCCUCUUACCAGAGCUUCGUGUGUCUGGGAGCAGCCCUGAGCUGCCCCUGCACCCCCGCCGGCCGGCAUGGGGGCACAGUACCCGCCGCUCACCCUUGUGUCUGCGCCGCCCCGGCACCAUGCCCCUGGUAUGAGCUUCCCUAGCGUAGACGAGGCCCCGCUGCGCUCAAGCCCCAGGGAAGCAGUGACUGUGGGGCCGUGACAGCAGCCCUCCAUGGUGUCGGUUGGCAGCAAGCGUGGGCUCCCUGCUCGCCGAUUCUGGAGGGACGCUGCCCUGGAGGCUGGCGCGUGCCCGUGCCCAGGCCUUGCGGUGCUCCAUGCCUCCUGGUGCCGGCGGUCCCUGCAGGAGUGAAUCUACCUCGUAGGGAAACCUCGGCAUUGGUGUCGCUGUCGUGUUCCUAGGACAUGUUUAAUCUGUGUUUGCCCUUGGCGGAGCCCUCGGGCGCUCCUGGUGCUAUUGUAGACUUUUGGCAGCUGUGUGUGUUGUCCCCCCACCCCCUGCCGGGGCGGGGUGUGGGUCCCUCACAAGCCGAAUCUCCCCUCUUCUGAGCCCGGGGAGACCCUGCUCCUCUGCCGCCAGCCGCUUGGAAGCUCCCUCGCCUGGGGCAGGGCUGAGCAGGCCCCGCGGGGCUUCUCGGUCCGGUGGUGCCUCCUGAGCGCUGACCCGGAGGAACCGAGCCUUGGACUUCGACCUUGGCACUGGGGAACAGCCUCGCGCCGGGGUGGGCUGGAGCCGUGGCAGGAGUCGGGGCACCCGUCGGCCUGAGCACUGGCAAGACGGGGCCGGCAGCAGAAGGGUGAGGCGGCCUGUCCUGCGCUGGCCCCCCGGGAAGGCGAGAACAGGAAGCUGAGACAAUCCACAUGGGCCCAGGGUGCAGUUCCAGCCAGCGCAGCCUGUGCCGGGAGGAGCUAGGUGGGGACGCAGCCGCGGAGCAGGCAGCAGCAGGGGACCCACGGCCACAGGGUCCUGCAGCAAG
This is a messenger RNA of Alligator sinensis (Chinese alligator), 2695 nucleotides long. RefSeq lists its product as uncharacterized. The record is from RefSeq and is a predicted model, not a curated record. Bases 762 to 1862 code for a protein of 366 amino acids. The transcript has 2 exons. Lineage: Eukaryota; Metazoa; Chordata; Crocodylia; Alligatoridae.